AUGAUCCAGCCUGGCUUGGAACGGAUCAGUCAGCUCGUGAAGAAUGUCCACUUCCCAUGGAAGUCGAUACAUGUCGCUGGCACUAACGGCAAAGGUUCCAUAUGCCACUUCGCAUCAACGCUGCUUUCUAAGAGACUCUCGUGUGGUAAAUUCACGUCUCCACAUCUUGUAGACAGAUGGGACUGUAUAUCCAUCAACAACAGGCCUGUAGAAGAGGCGCUCUUCCGCAAGAUAGAGAAGCACUACAUCGACUUGAAUGUAAGAGAAGGCAUCGGUGCUUCGAAUUUCGAAAUAUUGACCGCCACUGCUUUCCACAUCUUCAAUGAAGCGCAAGUACAGAUUGGUGUUGUUGAAGUUGGCAUGGGCGGAAAGCUCGACGCAACCAACAUACUGAACAACCAAGCGAUUUCAGUCAUCGCAAAGAUAGCGCGAGAUCACGAGAACUUCUUGGGUAGUACUCUGGAAGAGAUUGCACGUCACAAGGCUGGUAUCCUCAGGCCCGACGUCCCCUACCUCGUCAAUCCUAAGAAUGAGAACAACAUUAAAAAUGUCAUCGACGCGUACGCAGGCGAAAUUGCUGCUGGGCCUCGUCUUGAGUACGACCCUCCAGGCUUUACUAAGGUACUAUUUCAGAACAAGGACUGGUUACCAACACAGCCGGUUCAACAAGAAAAUAUGGUCAUGGCUGCGAUGGCUGCACAGACUGCAAUGGAGAGCAUUGGCAGAGAACUAAAAACCUUUGUGAUGGCACACAUCCUGCGGAACUCCAAAACCACCGUAAACCCGGGACGACUGGAAUCGAUUCGAGUGCCGCCUAUCUUUGGUGAACAACAUACGAUGAUAUCAAAGACGAAAGGAGAAUACAUACUGGUAGAUGGAGCCCACAACCCUGAUGCUGCUAGACUAUUGAGUGAGCAUGUCCGAAAGACUGAGAGGGAAAAGAAGAUCCCUGGUGAGGUUCAUGUCCCACGCAACGGGUGGCCUGUUACAUGGGUGCUCGCCAUGACCGAAGGGAAAGAUGCACAUAAAUAUCUAAGGGAGAUACUACAGCCAGGAGACAAUGUCGUUACUACGACGUUUGGUCCGGUGGAUGGUAUGCCUUGGGUGAGACCAUUAGAUCCCAAACGACUUCUCGCCAUGGCAAAAUCUGUGGAGCCUAGCAUCACAGGACUGGUUGCAUCAGAAGACGGGCCACUGCGAGCGUUAUGUACAGCUAAAUACCUCAGAGAUCCUAAGCGGCCCAUUGUUUUGACAGGCAGCUUAUACCUUGUGGGCGACCUUCACCGCGAGCUGCGGCUGAGACCGAGCAAGGUGUAUUGGGAGGAUCCAAAGUUUGAGGACGACAGAAACAAGUUCGCAUCCAUGCUAGAGGAGGAGAAGCACAGAGUCAACCAGCUGCUUAGCGGCUCCGAUGUCUUCGGUCAACCCCUUGAUCCUGUCGGCAAGAUGGAUGAAAAGAGCGAUGAGUGGAAGAGGCAGCAGGCUGAUCGAGAGAAGCGAAGGGCCAUACAAGAAGAGAUUGAGGCUCUUGAUCAAGAAAUGAGGCUUCUUUCAGCUGAAGAACAGCUUCUUGCAUCAAAACAAUCAUCGGCGACAGCAGAUACCGCGAGCUCGUCGUCGCCGAAGGAGAAGUCUGGUUCAUCCUCUGAGCAAACUACCCUAGGAAACGGGGCGAGGCUGAUCUAUCACAAAACCUGUCACGACUCUGCAUCUACAUCUGUCCCACGGCCAGCUCACGAAACGGAGGCGGACUCGAUGAGCGCACAUGAUAGAAACAUUACCGACGCAACUGGGGCCCGACCCACUGCCCUGAUCGACCGAUUCCGACGUUACUCAUCCUUCUCCCAACGGCCUCGCAGCGCUGUUGUUGACGAGGAGGAAAGCCAUGACGAUCUGCCAAUAGAUACCCCAGUCGAAAUGUCCGCGAAUCCAUCCCGCACGCUCGCAGAUCAGUCCCGUCACCUCGAUGUAGACUCGUCACGCUCGACUGCGCCGUCGCCCACUGCACUCGACCGCCCUGCCAGCACUCGCAGCCAGAAUGCGAGCGCCAUGUCAGAGUUGCUCCCCGCAGACGAUGGCAUGGCCCAUCUCCGCAUGCGCAUCCACGAGAUCAGGGCCCUGAGCAUAUCGGACCAGGAGCGGGCCCGCAUGAUACACAAUCUGAUGACGGAGAAGUACAACCACAUGCGACCAACCUCACCAGCGAGCUUCGUAUCACACGACCGCCCCUUUACCCCUACCUCUGGACAGUCCCUCUUCUCCGACGUCCAUGCAUCGUCGCCGUAUUCGUCUUCAUUUACAACCGACGUCACUCCCGACAUAUCGUACAAUCUUCGAGAAGGCGAUACGAACCCGACGUAUCGGCCGCAUCACGAUCACACCGGUGCAGAGCAUGGCGACGACGAAGAGGAGGACAGUGCUGAAGGAGAACUCGUUCUGGGUUGUCAGCACUAUAAGCGCAACGUCAAAGUACAAUGCUUCGAAUGUCGCCGCUGGUACACGUGUCGGCACUGUCACGAUGCCGUCGAAGACCACAACCUGAACAGGAAGAUGACACAGAACAUGCUGUGCAUGGCUUGUGGUACGCCUCAGCCAGCAGCCGAUGUCUGCAAGAACUGUGAGACCGAAACUGCAUGUUACUAUUGUGACAUCUGCAAGCUCUGGGACAACAACAGCAAGAAGAAGAUCUAUCACUGCCCAGACUGCGGCAUCUGUCGCCGAGGAGAAGGACUGGGCAAAGACUUCUAUCACUGCAAGAGCUGCAAUGUUUGCAUAUCCAUCUCUCAUGCAACCUCGCACAAAUGCCUCCCGCGUGCCACAGAGGGCGACUGUCCAAUUUGCGGCGAUCACCUCUUCACCUCGUCUACCGCUGUAGUCUCAAUGCCUUGCGGACACUACCUGCACAAAGGAUGCUACAAUCUUUACAUGCAGACUGCAUAUAAAUGCCCAAUUUGCAAGAAGAGCGCUGUGUGUAUGGAUCUGCAGUGGCAGAAGUUGACUCAAGCAAUCGAAGGUCAGCCCAUGCCAGAACAAUUUGCAAACACUCGAGCAGUCGUCCAGUGCAACGACUGUUCAGCGAAAUCUUCAGUUAAAUAUCAUUGGCUUGGGAACCAAUGCGGUACAUGCGAUUCUUACAACACGAAUGAACUUCGCAUCUUGAACGGGCCAGAAAGUGAAGAAGCUGCUAACGCGAUACUGGAUGCCGACCUAGACUCGGGCUCGAGAUCACCUGCGAGCGUUAGUUCGCCCUCCUCCCAAGCACCACUCCGUUCGCCUCGAUACUAUUUCCAACCAGAUGAGCCAGAAGAGACAUGGCUACCAGGUCAGCUACCCUCUUUCCCUUUCCAGAUGCCACAGUUUCCUGGCAGACCGCGUAUGCCGCAAAUGCCUCAGAUGCCACAGUUCCCAUCUUUGCCGCAGUUUCCACCACUGCCAAAUUUCCCACAGAUACCGCAGUUUCCUCAAAUGCCUCAAAUGCCUCAAAUGCCUCAAAUGCCUCAAAUGCCUGAUGCAGCACAGCAAAUGCUUGAACGCGUGCGGCGAUCGUUUGAUGCCUAUCUCAAUCCAACAGGAGAUGUUCGAGCAGAAGACGUACCAAUCAUCGAUCUCGGCAGCGACGACCGUACUGAGCGACCGGCUACAGAUGGCACGACGGUUAAAGAACCGUCACUUCCGCAGUACGUCCUGGAACGCUUCACGCAGUCUCUCGUGCGCUUCAGGAACGACUUGAAUCCGGCUUUGUUUGAAGAGAUUCCGGCAUUGAAUCUCUCAGACGAUCGCGAUCCCGAGGGAUUGCAGUUUUGGGGUGAAGAUGGUGGGCGGCUGAAUCGCUUCGUUGCGGGCGACGAAGAAGAUGAAGAAGAAGACGAUAGCAGCAGCAGCAGCAGCGACGAAAGCGAACAUCACGAAGACGACGAAGACGAAGAGGAAGAUGCCGGAGUCAAUGUUAAAAAGCGCGGCAAGGAGUUUGAUCUGCCAGGCCAUGUGUAA
This is a messenger RNA of Alternaria atra, 3990 nucleotides long. RefSeq lists its product as uncharacterized. The record is from RefSeq and is a predicted model, not a curated record. Gene Ontology annotation, cellular component: nucleus. The transcript has 4 exons. The coding region runs from base 1 to 3990 and encodes 1329 amino acids. Gene Ontology annotation, molecular function: zinc ion binding; ATP binding; ubiquitin protein ligase activity. Lineage: Eukaryota; Fungi; Ascomycota; Dothideomycetes; Pleosporales; Pleosporaceae. Gene Ontology annotation, biological process: protein ubiquitination; ubiquitin-dependent protein catabolic process; folic acid-containing compound biosynthetic process.